CGAUUACUAUUUAUCUACACGGGAUGGUAAACCAACGAGAGAACGAAUGUUCACACAAGUUGGGCUUCGGAUUUAACUGAUCUUUGGCAAUGGAGACGUCAGAAACGGAUAGUACUGGCAACACCCAAACCUGUGAGACUCGACAGACAAGGAGUAAUAGUUGGACAGCGUGGGGUAUUCAUGCAAUUUCCACGAUAACUGAUGGUGCAAAGCAACUUUAUACAAAAGCGUUGGGUUUAGACGAACUUGAAGAAAAGAAGUUGGAAGAUGAAGAGGGCGUGACUCACGUGGAAGUUGACGAAAAAACAAAAAGAGACUUGUGGAAUCAACUUAGCACCCUUGUAGGUGCAGACGUCAUAAAUAUGCGUCUUAGUCUGCCAGUUUGGUUAUUCGAACCAACAACAGCUUUGCAGAGAAUGUGCGAGACACUUCAAUUUCAUCAGUUGCUUGAUAUGGCGGCCACUUGUGAAGAACCCGUGGAACGUGACGCCUUGGUUGCAGCCUUUACAGUUUCUGCUUUUGCACAUACGGAGAGAGUCUAUAAGCCUUUUAACCCAGUUUUGGGUGAAACAUUUGAAUGGACAAGUAGAGAUGGAACGACAAGAGUGCUUUGCGAACAGGUCUCUCACCAUCCUCCAGUUUCGGUUUCAUAUACUGAAGGCCCUGGUUGGGUGGCACAAGAAGUUUUCUCUUGUAACGCUUACUUUUUGGGUAAUUCAGUGGAAAUCCGGAAUACUGGUUCAAGAUAUGUCUAUCUAACAAGCUUUGACGAACGGUAUGAAUGGACACUUCCCGUCUCAGCAGCACAGAACCUCUUCGUGGGAGGCUCCUUUAUCGAUCACUAUGGAGAAUUAAUUUUGCGCUCUAGUCCUCGCGGCUCGGUGACUAGUUUGACGUUCACCAAAUGUGGUUGGUUUGGAAGAGGAAGAUAUGCUGUAAAUGGUGAUAUAGUUGAUGCUGAUGGUUAUCGAGUGAUGGAACUAAGUGGAGAAUGGAAUCGGGGAUUGGUAGGCUUCCGGUUGGAUAAAUCUUCAGGCGAACGUGUGGAUGCAAAGUCACUUUGGUAUGCUGGAGAACAUAAACCAGCAGUUAAACGAGACAAAUAUAACUUUACCAACUUUACUUACGAACUUUUAGAAGUUCCUGAUAAUGCAGAGUCCAUUAUUCCACCUACCGAUUCACGUUUUCGACCAGAUAGACGUGCUUUGGAAGGAAAUAAUUUGAGCUUGGCAAAUUUAGAAAAGGUUAGAGUAGAAAACAUUCAGAGAGAGAGAGAAAACCAACGUCAAAAAACUGGCACAACGUAUGUUCCAGCUUGGUUUUAUCAAGAUGAUAACAAUGAAUGGCACUUUGGUGGCAAAUAUUGGAAAGAAACGAGAAACAUGUCGGAAGACCAAAAGGAGCAAAUGAAACUUUGGUAGAGAUAUGCACUGGAAGUGUAACUUUUCAACAUAAAGCUGCAAAUAAAUUUUAUACUUUAAUAAAAGAAGGCUUUUUCGGAAUGGAUGGUUUUCUAUUCAGUAUAACGGAUUUUGGCCAAAAUUUAUCCAAGUUCUUGAACGAGACAUAGUUGUAACAAUUUUCUGAGAAGGUUGAUGCUUAAUGAACAGACUGAGGUAUAACGUCAUCUUUUAGUGCACCAAGUAUGGAGUCUAAAACUUCCUUCUCCAUUCCUUUCAAAGACAAACACAACACUAAUGGUCUUCGGUGUCCCAAGGAAUGGACAAGCUCUCCAAUAGUUCUAGCAAAAACAAUCAUCUUUUCGUCGUCCCUUUUUCCAAGUAAAGGAACAACAUCGAAUAUAGUGUUGUGGCUCUCUGGUGCGUUGGCAGAAGAUGUUACCGAAAACUAACACAACUUUUCACAAAAUGAAAAGAGAACACUAAUAUAUACUCACAAUGGAACCCAAACCUUGAAGCUGUGAAAUGAUAAGUAGAAUUCUGUCUUCAAAACGCUCAAAAACGAAAUCCGUACGAUAUGAGCCACAAGUGGUGUUAAAGUGACGCACAAAACGACCGCGAUAAUGUUCCGACAUCAAAUUCCCAAUACCAUUUUCAUCAUCAAUUCUGUGCGUUGG
Galdieria sulphuraria is the source of this 2077-nucleotide messenger RNA. Its product is annotated as oxysterol-binding protein-like protein. Lineage: Eukaryota; Rhodophyta; Bangiophyceae; Galdieriales; Galdieriaceae. Gene Ontology annotation, cellular component: intracellular membrane-bounded organelle; membrane; cytosol. Gene Ontology annotation, molecular function: sterol binding. The record is from RefSeq and is a predicted model, not a curated record. The transcript has 4 exons. Bases 90 to 1421 code for a protein of 443 amino acids.